CCUCAUCAUCCUCACCAAAACACAGCGAGAUGACGGGAAAUCAUGAGGAUAUCAUCCCUCUGCUCACCGGUUUGCGGUAGAAUAUCAUUCGGGAGAUGCGUUACACAACAUGAGGCUUUCCUCCUGAUGGAGAGCAGACAUAAUAGCCUGUCUGUGGAGAGGAAAAGAGGAGAGUUAUCCCUAGCAGAGCGAGCUGGGCUCAGCCUCUAGCUUUCAGCUUUCUGUGUUUUUUUUUAUUUCUUUUUUACUAAAAAAUUUCCUGCAACAAAAUGCUCAUCGGUGAGUGUUUUUGGGUGAUUUUUGCUGAUGUGGAAGCAGCUGUGCUCCAGUAAAGAAGAUGCACAGAUAAAAGUGUUGGCUUGACAACAUCAAGGUGCCUCAGACUUUUUGGUUCCAGAAAACAGGGCAGUAUCCUGGAGAUCACCAACCAGCAAACUCUGAGUCCGUCCUGAUGCUAUAAGAGGACGUCUUGAUGGACACGUCCGCACGUCCUCGACUCUACACUGAUGAAUGUUUGUAGGCAGCUUCCACAUGUGCACCAUCACUUGGAUCAAUCAUCAACUGGGAGUUUUUAGCAUUAGUCAUUGGACUAUUUGGCCAACAGACUCAUUGGUGAUCGUUGGACUUAUUGGUCAUUGUUGGACUAAUUGGUCUUCUUUGGACUAAUUGGUUGUCUUUGAAUGAACUGGACUGGCUUUUAACUUUGGGAUGCCACAAGGCUGCAGCAGCAACUUGACACUUGGAUAGUGACUAACCAAAUUUGACCAGAAAUCGAGGCCUUACGUCUUAGAUUACACUUAAGUAUGUUAGUGAAUGAGUUCCUGAUUCAUCUCACUCAGGGAUUGAGGCUGAUUACAAUUUUUUAGUACAUUUGUCAUGCAGGAAAUCUGGGAACGCACCAGAAACAAGCUGGCAACUUCAGGUGUAUGUAAGUGUGUGGCCUCCCUCUCCUCAUCAAUGACCCCAUGACCCCUGCAGAAGUCAGAUAGUUGGGUAUCCGCUAACCGCAUGUCCUUACCAGUGAUCUAAUAGCUGCUGUCAGGAUGAGCGCAUGUCUGUAGCCACGCAGCGCCAGCGUUGUCGAGGCUGGCGGACAUCUUCCUCGGCCAUGACCCGGCUGAUGUUGGGCCGGACUCUGGAGCGCAUCUGUAAAGGCGUCCUACUGCUCUGCCUGCUCCACUUCCUCAUCAUGAUGAUCCUGUACUUCGACGUCUACUCGCAGCGCUUCGACCUCUUCAGCCGCUUCAACAACGGCCGCAACGGAUCCAGGAAUAAUGUGAGCGGAGCAGCAGGGAGCGGACACCAUUAUUACUAUUACAACCUUUCUAGGCCCAACGCGACGUUAGCCAGCUACCUGGCCACAGGGGAGCAGCUGGUGCCGAGCGUGCAGCCGGAGACCAACCAGACGCCUUCGCCUAAGCCGCUGCCGCCGUGCCCUGAGAUACCACCCGGCCUCGUGGGCCGUUUGUUGAUCGAGUUCAGCUCCCAGAUGACGAUGGAACGAGUGCAGAAAGAAAACCCCAACGUGACGGAGGGAGGCCGCUACACGCCUCCUGACUGUCGGCCAAGAUGGAAGGUGGCGAUCAUCAUCCCGUUCCGCCACAGAGAAAACCACCUGAAGUACUGGCUGCACUACCUCCACCCCAUCCUCCGACGGCAGAGGAUCGACUACGGCAUCUACAUCAUCAACCAGUUGGGAGAGGACACCUUCAACCGUGCCAAGUUGUUGAAUGUUGGCUACACAGAGGCUCUGAAGGACGCAGAGUACGACUGCUUCAUCUUUAGUGACGUGGACCUGAUCCCCAUGGACGACCGCAACCUCUACCACUGCUACGACCAGCCCCGGCACUUCGCCAUCGCCAUGGACAAGUUCGGCUUCAGGCUGCCCUACGCUGGCUACUUCGGAGGAGUUUCAGGUCUCAGUAAAAAACAGUUCCUGAAGAUCAACGGCUUCCCCAACGAGUACUGGGGCUGGGGAGGGGAGGACGACGACAUCUACAACAGGAUCACUCUGAAUGGGAUGAAGGUGUCCAGGCCAGACGUUCGCAUCGGCCGCUACAGAAUGAUUAAACACGAGAGAGACAAACACAACGAGCCCAACCCACAGAGAUUCAAUAAGAUCCAGAACACGAAGAACACGAUGAAGAAGGACGGCAUCAGCUCUCUGACCUACAGACUGGUCCAGGUCAAGAGGUAUCCUCUCUACACAAACAUCUCCGUGGAGAUCGGAAAACCACCUCCCCGGCCUAUUAAGGGCUAACGAGAGACGGGAGACGAGGGGCUCAUUGACUAGAGGGACGAAGACAAGAAGAAGAGCGCUUACAAGUAGGAAAUAAAGAGAAAACGUACCCGAGACAUCUGGACAGAUGCAGAUCUGGACUGGAGGGAAAAGUCACAAGCACACCCUGGUCACUUUCUUCCUCUUUCCCCCCUCUCUGUUUGUUUUGUUCUUUUGGAUUUCAGCUUCAGGACUCAGGCUCUUAAACUUUUCCAAGCAGCCAAGUGGCUUCACACCUCCUACCUUUUACCAAUCAGUGACUUCAGAGUUUAAAGAGAAUGGACCAAAGCUGGAGUAUCAGUGGCCGACCCGAGGUUGGCGUCAAACUUGGAAGCUGAAUGAAACUUGGAGUCUUUCCAUGAACAAUAUUUUGUAAACUGGAGCGCGUCCAGCGGCGUAUCGACGGCGGCAGAUAUCGACAGGAACUAUUGUCAGGAGAUUAAGAGAUGAGAGAAUGACAUCAUCAUUUGAAACUUUGGGAAAGUUUUUCAAGGCCUGGACAGCAUCGUGUGGGAUUUCUUGGGAUAUUUGACCAAGUUUAUAGAAGCAGAAUGGAAAAAGUGGCUUUUUAAAUGGAUACAAAGACCGAUAUGAGACGUGGAACCUGCUGGUUUUGGAGUGAAAUACCAACCUGGUGGACAACAAACCUUACAAACAUCCAACAUUUUACUUUGCAAGCGUUCACAGUGAUGGUGAAGAGAAUUUUGGGGAUUUCCAACUGGAACACGAACAAGAUAAGACGACACACAGUGACAGACUUGUAUCUGACUCUCAUCUUUACAAAUGAUGCUUAUAGACGAUUUAAUAUUGACUCUCUGUCAGGGAGUUUGGAUCUACGUAAUUACUCCAUUAAAUCCUCCGGUAUCAAUUAAUGAAUGUGUAUUGUGCCUGCAUCUACUUUGCUGGGACACGCUGAGAAAACAUGUUCGUCAGCAGCAACAAACUCCUGAGAAACUCUCUUUUUGUGCUCUUUUUUAUAUUAUAUAUAUAUAUAAACUCAAACUUUGGAAACCAACUUACUGGAGUGACGGAAAAGUUUUGCAACAAAAGUAAACAUAUUGAAGAUAUGAAGAGUUUUCUCCUGUGCUGAAUGCAGUGUUGUGGAACUACCUUGGGAAUGCAUUUGAAAUCAAAUCGAGGAACUGAAGACAACAAGGCAGAUUUACACUGACAGCUCAGUGACUUUAACCCCAUGUGGCACUUUUUGGAGAUUUCUGGAAGCUCCACUUGAAGAAAUGUCAAGCUUUUAUUUUGGUAAUCUGGGCUUUAAAUACACACAUUUUAGUCUCUAAAAGAUCUGAAUGGCUUCAGGUACAUUAAUGCUGUUUCUUAAGGUGAGACACUACAGGCACAAACAUUGUUUUUUCAUGAACUGGUGACACUAAAUGAAAUUAUUAUUAGAUAAUUUGCAUAUUUAAACAUACGAUUUCAGAAAUUUCUGAAAAUAUUUGUCUUAAUUCAAGUAAUCAAUAUCAUAACUGUUAGUGAAAUAUGUUUAUGUUUAUGUAUGAGGUAUCCUGUCAAAACUUUGACUCUAAUAUGUCCACAAAAUGAAACAAAUAGUUUGGCAUUAUCCAAUAUUUGAGCUCUGCUCUGGAAAUGUAUGCUAAUUAGCACAUAUUUAAUAAGAUAAUACCUAAUUUGCAUAUUUAAAUAAGUGUUUUAAUGUGCAGAAUAAUAUGUAAAUUAAUAAUAAUAACAAAUUAAACAUUGUUUUUUCAUGAACUGGUGAAACUAAAUGAAAUUAUUAUUAGAUAAUUUGCAUAUUUAAACAUACGAUUUCAGAAAUUUCA
This is a messenger RNA of Centropristis striata (black sea bass), 4071 nucleotides long. RefSeq names its product UDP-Gal:betaGlcNAc beta 1,4- galactosyltransferase, polypeptide 2 (gene b4galt2). The coding region runs from base 1052 to 2260 and encodes 402 amino acids. The transcript is spliced from 8 exons. Gene Ontology annotation, biological process: carbohydrate metabolic process. NCBI's taxonomy places the organism in Eukaryota, Metazoa, Chordata, Actinopteri, Perciformes, Serranidae. Gene Ontology annotation, molecular function: glycosyltransferase activity. The record is from RefSeq and is a predicted model, not a curated record.